GUGUUAUCCAAUAAUAAGUUCAACAAACUACUUCCAAGCCAUUAAUCAUCAUUAAUGCAGAUUGCUUCGACCAAUUGGUUUAACUGGAAUUGAAAGAAGAAACAAAUAUUGUUUAUUACAUCUAAAAUUUAUAGACGAUAGAAAAAUGGUUUAUACCAACCUAAGUGGCACCAUGAUUAAAGGACCUUUUCAGGAAAUUAAGAAAGACAAGGGAAAACAUAUAUCCAGACAACAACAACAACAACAACAACAACAACAACAGCAGCAGCAGCAGCAGCAGCAGUAUCGUCAGCAACAAUUAUCACGAAAAAAUGACAAAUAUGGUUCUUGGGGACCGAUCUUUAAAAACAAAGAAAAUUUUAUCGAUAUGCAUAUAUGUUAAUCAGUCUUACAAGGCAUAUCCUUUGUAUACGAUGUUACAUGUAACACGCGCUACUAUGGGUUCUGAAACAAAGUGCAAGAUAUUUUUUGUGCAAAAGCAAAAAAUCUUGGCAAAUUGUGACUACUAACAAGGGAACCUCACGAACUCGAAAAUUCUGAUUUUAAUAAAACU
Molecule: messenger RNA, 553 nt
Organism: Monomorium pharaonis (pharaoh ant)
Lineage: Eukaryota; Metazoa; Arthropoda; Insecta; Hymenoptera; Formicidae
Product: mitochondrial substrate carrier family protein U
Exons: 2
Coding region: 146-382 (78 amino acids)
Source: RefSeq, a predicted model, not a curated record